Messenger RNA from Pelobates fuscus (common spadefoot toad), 2605 nucleotides. RefSeq names its product solute carrier family 6 member 7 (gene SLC6A7). The record is from RefSeq and is a predicted model, not a curated record. Gene Ontology annotation, molecular function: L-proline transmembrane transporter activity. Gene Ontology annotation, cellular component: plasma membrane. The transcript has 14 exons. NCBI's taxonomy places the organism in Eukaryota, Metazoa, Chordata, Amphibia, Anura, Pelobatidae. The coding region runs from base 233 to 2137 and encodes 634 amino acids. Gene Ontology annotation, biological process: sodium ion transmembrane transport.
GAUUCUUGCCUUGUCUCUUAUAAUCUGCAGCAUCAUUUUUAGUCUUUUACAAAAAGGGGUUAAUAGUACAAGCUCAUCCCCGUUCUAUUCCAAUUACCUGAGUGCGAAAGAUACACAGAGACAGAGAGAGCAGGGAGCGAGAGUAUCUCUCAGGCUGGCUGCCCUCACACCUCCCAGUGUUGGGCACAGAAUCUGACGGAACGAGAGAGACAGGGAAGCCCAGAGCAACAGGAUGAAGAGGUACAAGGAGCAUCAUCUGCAGCAGCCAAUCACGCCAGAUCUGCUAAUGAGUCCGAGUGAUAGGGAUGAAAAUGAGCUUGACAUAGAUUACCCUGAGGAGCGAGGCAACUGGACCGGAAAGUUGGAUUUUCUAUUGUCCUGCAUUGGAUACUGUGUUGGCCUGGGAAAUGUUUGGAGAUUCCCAUACAGAGCUUACACCAAUGGUGGAGGGGCUUUUCUCAUUCCAUAUUUCAUUAUGCUGGCUAUCUGUGGAAUCCCUCUCUUCUUCAUGGAGUUGUCACUUGGACAAUUCUCGAGUCUUGGACCACUGGCUGUGUGGAAGAUAAGCCCUCUUUUUAAAGGUGUUGGGAUGGGAAUGCUCUUCAUAGUGGCCCUGGUGGCCAUCUACUACAACAUGAUAAUAGCCUAUGUGCUAUUCUACCUCUUUGCCUCUCUGACCAGCAGCCUGCCUUGGGAGCACUGUGGCAACGUGUGGAACACAGACUUAUGCCUGGACCACCAUGUAAUUCGUGCCAACAACUCUUCUCUGCCAAUCAAUAUAAGCAAUACAGUCAGCCCCAGUGAAGAAUACUGGAGCCGGUAUGUUCUUCACAUACAAGGAAGCAGUGGAAUUGGGGAUCCAGGACAAAUACAGUGGAAAUUGUGUCUUUGUCUUCUCCUCUCUUGGACCAUUGUGUAUCUGUGCAUUUUAAAGGGAGUCAAAUCAUCUGGGAAGGUUGUCUACUUUACAGCUACAUUUCCUUACUUGAUUUUGAUCAUGCUGCUAAUUCGUGGAGUAACACUGGAUGGUGCGUGGAUAGGAAUUAAGUUCUACCUCACACCUCAGUUUGAUCAUCUGUUGUCAUCAAAGGUUUGGAUAGAGGCAGCAUUACAAAUCUUUUAUUCCCUUGGAGUUGGGUUUGGAGGGCUUCUCACAUUUGCUUCAUAUAACACAUUCCAUCAGAACAUUUACAGAGAUACAUUUAUUGUUACUCUGGGUAAUGCCUUCACAAGCAUAUUAGCCGGGUUUGCAAUCUUCUCAGUGUUGGGGUACAUGUCAAAAGAGUUAGGAGUUCCUGUCGAUCAAGUUGCAAAAGCAGGUCCUGGAUUGGCUUUUGUUGUGUAUCCACAGGCCAUGACAAUGCUGCCACUGUCCCCUUUCUGGUCCUUUCUUUUCUUCUUCAUGCUUCUGACACUCGGAUUGGACAGCCAGUUUGCAUUCAUGGAGACCAUUGUGACUGCCAUCACUGAUGAAUUUCCUUAUUAUCUGAGACCAAAAAAGGCUUUCUUCUCUGCUAUUACGUGCACUGUUUUAUUCCUGCUGGGACUGAUCCUGACAACAGAUGGUGGAAUGUACUGGUUGGUACUGCUAGAUGACUACAGUGCUGGAUUCGGGCUUCUGGUUUUAGUCAUCACCUUCAGUCUUGUUGUCUCUCGAGUAUAUGGAAUUAAGAAUUUUUGCAGAGAUAUUCACAUGAUGCUUGGAUUCAAGCCAGGAAUCUACUUCAAAGCAUGCUGGUCAUUCCUAACCCCAGUCACAUUACUGUCUUUGCUUUCAUACAGUGUAAUAAAAUACCAACCCUCGCAGUACGGAAAUUACAAGUUCCCUUUAUGGUCGGAGGCCCUGGGAAUUCUCAUGGGACUUGUAUCCUGCAUCAUGAUCCCCAUUGGGAUGUUGGUUGCUGUGUUAAAAGAAGAAGGAACAUUAUGGGAGAGAAUACGACAGGCCAGCAGACCAUCUAUGCAUUGGGGCCCUUCUCUGGAAGAAAACAGGACAGGCAUGUAUGUGAACACCUUGGCAGGCAGCCAGUCACCCAAACCAUUGAUGGUUCACAUGAGAAAAUAUGGAGGAAUAACAAGUUAUGAAAAUACAGCUAUUGAAGUAGACAAAGAAAUAGAAGAGGAAUCAAUGAUGUGAUUAUAAGGAGGGAGGCAGGUGGAACUGAGUGACAUAGAGAGACCUCUCUCCCUCCAGGGCUAAUAUAUGCUUCCCUGACCUAGGACCCGACUUUCCAUAUUUCAGUGUCCAACUUGGCCUCUCCAGACAGAGGUCCUAUAUUAAGACAUGCUAUCGUUUGGUAGCUCUUUGUGUGGAACUAUUGCAGAGGUGUCAUUGUAGUUGUCAUGUUUGGUAAUGCCACAAAACAUUGUAGAAUUGUAUAUACAUGUUUCUGUGCUUCGUUUGUAAAUACUGUUUGAUGAUUUAUUAGUACAGAUCACAAAUUGCAUUGUAUGUUACAACUUCAUGAGUAUGGAUAUGAAACAAUUGCCAUAAAGAAAACGGUUUGUUAGAUGUCUCCGUGAAAUCCUUGUGUUUAGUUAAAAUGGGCUUUGUUUUUAUAGCAUAUGUCCUUUAACAAUAAAUUAUUGAAUCAUAUGAAUGUAA